CCUCGCUGGGGUGGCUUCUCCCCUCACCCCCCCUCUACCCCCCCAUCUCGGGUCGGCGGCUUUUGGUGCCGCCCAGGAGAACCAGGUCAUCGGCCGGUUCCCGUGAAAACAAAAACAAUCGGCGGGUAGCCGAACGCGGCGAGCGGGGGGACCGGAGACGCGGGGCCGGGUGGGGCAGCGAGCCGGCGCGGUUGCGACGCGCCAGAGGCCGUGCGCCAUGGGGCAGCCGGGCACGGGCUUCGCGGGGCUUCCCCGGCGCCGGGGCUAGCGUGCCCGCCGCCUCAGCCGCCCGCGCCGCCCGCCUGGGGGACGAGGAGGAGGACGCGGCCUCGGCCGGGCCCGGGUCGAACGGCUGUGGACGCCCGGGCGCCGGGGAGCCGAGCGCCGCCGCCGCCGCCGCCGCCUCCGAGAUGGAUCAGUGCGUGACCGUGGAGCGCGAGCUGGAGAAGGUGCUGCACAAGUUCUCGGGCUACGGGCAGCUGUGCGAGCGCGGCCUGGAGGAGCUCAUCGACUACACGGGCGGCCUCAAGCACGAGAUCCUGCAGAGCCACGGCCAAGAUGCUGAGUUGUCAGGGACACUUUCACUUGUAUUGACACAGUGCUGUAAAAGGAUAAAGGAUACUGUUCAAAAAUUGGCCUCAGACCACAAAGACAUCCACAGCAGUGUUUCCCGGGUUGGAAAAGCCAUUGAUAAGAAUUUUGACUCUGACAUUAGCAGUGUGGGAAUCGAUGGCUGCUGGCAGGCGGACAGCCAGCGGCUUCUCAAUGAGGUGAUGGUGGAGCACUUCUUCCGACAAGGAAUGCUGGAUGUCGCUGAGGAGCUCUGCCAGGAAUCUGGUCUUUCUGUAGACCCCAGUCAGAAAGAACCAUUUGUGGAGUUAAAUCGAAUAUUAGAAGCAUUAAAAGUCAGAGUUCUGAGACCUGCUCUGGAGUGGGCGGUAUCAAAUCGAGAAAUGCUUAUAGCCCAAAACAGCUCCUUGGAAUUUAAGCUACAUAGACUGUAUUUUAUUAGCUUGUUAAUGGGUGGAACUACAAAUCAGCGAGAGGCAUUGCAAUAUGCUAAAAAUUUCCAGCCAUUUGCCCUAAAUCAUCAAAAAGACAUUCAGGUUUUGAUGGGCAGCCUCGUGUACCUGAGACAAGGGAUUGAGAACUCACCAUAUGUCCACCUGCUUGAUGCGAAUCAGUGGGCUGACAUCUGUGACAUCUUUACGCGGGAUGCCUGUGCCCUCCUGGGGCUCUCCGUGGAGUCCCCUCUCAGUGUCAGUUUCUCAGCAGGUUGCGUGGCGCUGCCAGCUUUAAUUAACAUUAAAGCUGUGAUUGAGCAGAGGCAGUGCACUGGAGUUUGGAACCAGAAAGAUGAAUUGCCCAUUGAAGUGGACCUCGGUAAAAAGUGCUGGUAUCACUCCAUAUUCGCCUGUCCCAUUCUUCGUCAGCAAACAACAGAUAGCAACCCACCCAUGAAAUUGGUCUGUGGUCAUAUCAUAUCAAGAGAUGCCCUGAAUAAAAUGUUUAAUGGUAGCAAAUUAAAGUGUCCAUAUUGUCCAAUGGAACAAAGUCCAGGAGAUGCCAAACAGAUAUUUUUCUGAAGAAAUAAUUUUAAUUUGCAGUUUGAAGAAAGCUGUGAUAGAUUUCAAGUUUGCUUUUUGAACUUUUUCUCUGCUCCUGUUCUCACUGAAAAGUCAGCAGACCUGCAUUUGAGUUCUGCUGGUAGCCUGGCUGCCUGUUUUUAAAAUCCCAUCAUGAAUUUAGCAGGUUGAUGUGAGAAGUCUUCCGCUAGAAUAGAGUGGAAGGAGCACUAUUGUUUCUAUGCUUUUAUUGCCAAGAGGUGCUUGUUUUAAAAAGUGUGUUCAAUAAAAUGAAAUUCUGAAGUUAGAAGUGUUAAGUUGAUAUUUGCUCCCUUGGUCUUAGUAGCCCUGUGCUCUGAAAUUUGCCUUCAGGACUUGGCUGUCCAUUGCAUUUGUAUACCAUGCAGACACAGUAUUGUGUGUGUGUAGAUGUGCACCAGCAUCAAACAUUGUGCAUCUGGAAGGGGAGAAGCAUGUUCCAGUCCUAAAAUGCAGCCACCAGAGUCAUUACUUUAAAUCCUUAAAGUUAGAAUCUAGCGAAUUUUCUGUAGUGCAGAAUAUGUUUAUUGCUGUUUUUGUGUUUGAAUAGUAUACUGUUCAAUGCCUCUCCUGCAGCGUGUAUCAUCUCAUUGACUGUGAACCUGUAUAUUAUUCUAAUGGAUACACAAUGACCUUUUCUCUUGUGUGGUAUCUUCAUUUAAUGCACUUUCCAGAAAUAGCCAUGUGUAAGAGUCUUUCUCUGUAUGAUGAACUACAUGGAAAAGACUUCCGAGGACAUAAUUCUGACAAACCUGUUAUGUUACUUCAUUAUAAGAAGAAUGGUAUAUGGAUAUCAACAAAUAUUUUGCAACUUUAUUUCAUCUGACAUGGAACUGAACAUCAGUAUAGGAAAACUUUCAUGAGAAAACGAAAAAAGAAGAAAACAAGCAAAGAGAACCAUGACACUUCACUUUUUAAACUACAGAUUGACUUAGGUUGGGGGCAAGGAGGAAUGGAUUUGGUGCUAAGUUAAUUGGAAGGUGGCAGCGCUUGCAGUAAUUGGUUUGUCCUGAAGUGUGUACCUUGGAGAGUUGGGUUUUGUUUAUAAAGUCGGGGGGUAUUACAGAGAGCCCUGCCUGACUGGCGUGUGUGGCCAGGCGUAGGUGGAGGACUACUGUGAGCUGUGUAGGUGAGCCAGGAAUCGUGCCUAGCCUGCUCAGAGUGCUUGCUUUGUUCGACCCGAAACUUAUCCCCACAGCAACUCUUGCGCGGUGUUUCUGCUUUCCUGUUACAACCCUCUCUAAAGUUCCCUUCUCUCCACUAGCGCAGUGAAGGAGGAAAGUGGGGAGGAGCUCCUUGGACUCCAGAAGAAGGUAGAAAAUUCAAGGCAGUACUCUGGUUGAGGACGUAAAACUGGUUUAUUUUUUCUUUUGACUUAAAACCCAGAGUGUCUUUUUUUUUAGCUUUUCUAGGCCAGAUUUAGCUUUAUUCUCACCUACCAUCUCAGACACCUACACGGCAUUUAGGGUUCACACAAGGUUUGAACCGUACAGACACAUUGCUCUAAGACUAGAGGCUGGUGGUAAAUAUUUUUGGCAGCCAGGGACUCAGUUGUCUCAGGCCACUUUCGGGGACAAAAGCCAGAGCUCUGCUUGGUCCCUCUCCCGGUGUUGGGAAUCCUGUUGACAGUUUCCGUGCAAGGUCCUUGUAGUCCUACUGGACAGGGUUAGGGCCAAUAAUUUGAAACUCUUGAUCUGAUUAUUUAACAUGAAAAUUAUGUUUUGUGAUCCUUAACUAAAUGCAUGGACUUAAAAUUUACUGGUGAUUAAGUGUGAAGGAGAGGUGGCCUUGAAGAGGCCAGAUCUUACCAAAGAUACUGAAAUAUAGUACGCUGUCCUUCCUACUCCAGUAACACCUUCACCAGAGCUGGCAGCACCAUGUCACCGGGGCUGCGGAGGUCAGCGGUGCUGGAGGACGCCCUUCGCCACACACUGCCUUCCACUUGCAAAAGGUCACGAUAAAACCAAGGUUUCUUACAGUCAGACUCUUUAAAAUAAUGUACAUUGAAAACCAAUUCAGCGUGGUUGUUUAAAUUCCUAUAGGAGCCAUUUCCAUUUAUCAGUCAUGGACUAUACUAAACCAAUAAAACCUUACUAGGUCCUUAGAGUCUGCUUCAGCCAGAGCAUCUGUGCUUCCCAGUCUGAAGCACGGCGGCUGAAAUUGUCUUUCAGUCUUCUUUCUCGGUGGUGUGAUCAUCACAGAUGCCAUUUCUGUUGUUUUAAUGGUGAUAAUGUGAGACUUCUAAUACAUAAAUGAACGGGUAUUGGUGCCUCUUGAUUUUAAAAUUUUGAGAAAAGAGCCACCUCACAUUCAUAGGAUGUGUGAGUCUUUUAUGAGUGCAUGAGCAUUUAAUUGAAAAUGAGAACAUUAUGAAGUCAGCCUUUUGUUUUGAUUUUUCUGAAGCAGCUUUGUACACAGAGACACUAAGACCCACACCAGGUUUGUGGGGAACGAGGAUCCUUCUUUGUCUCCAGAGAGUCCCACAGGUUAUGCCGUUGGCGCUCAGUAUUCUUUAUGCUGUGAGUUAUUCCCACCUCAGUGACUUCCGCUUUGGGAUGGGAGAGACGACAGAAACCAAGAACUCUUGGUUACCCGCACACGGCAAGCUGCUGGUAGGCGUUAGCCCUCUGGUUUUCCAGCCCAACCUCUGACCGAGUGGACUGCCAGCCAAGCUGGUCAGCUUUCUUAGUCAGAAGACUCAGGUUAUUUUCAGGGAAGCUGUGGAGGCAUGAUUUGGUUAAAUUCAUCACUAGGAUGUGUAAGGUAAAGACACAAACCAAAUAUCUCCCAUUACUUAACUACAUACAUUCUCUUUGGUAACACUAGGAUGCUGCGGCCGUGAGGGAGUGAUGGCAAGGAUACGCACCUCGGUACUUCCUAAGCCCGGCCACUGCGGGCGUUCUAUGUGGUACAAUAGUGUUCGCCAUCAGCAGGUACAAACUUCAUGGACUAUUUAUUGAACUAUAAUGGAGUAGAUACCAAAAAUAGGAUGACAAAUGUAUUUUAAUAGCAGAUGAGGCAACUAGUUGUAGGCGAGUUUUCCACUGUUGACUACACACACGGAGAGAAAACGAAGUUCUGUUUUCAGGACAUUUCCCUCCACACAGUUUUAACCGUAGUGAGCAUAUGCUUCAUUUACUUCCAAAGAGGCAAAAGCAGCUGGAAUUGACUCAAUAGCACAUGCUUUGUUUCAUGAUAUGGGUGAGGACCUAUUCUUAUUUUAGCAGUCACGUAACAUUCUCCAACGAGGCAGAUGUGGGGUUCGCUAGGAUUUAGUGCCUGAUCUUUUCUUUUGGGAAGGGGUGGGAGUGAAUGUAUUGGGGAUGGGAGGGAAGCAGGAGAAAAAAAAAUGUGAGUGUGAGUGAGUGUGCAUGUCUCUGAAAUUCACCAUGACCCCCACCUGUGUCUAGCAAGGAGCAGGUAUUUAAUGUAUUUUGCUCAUGACUGCAGUGUGCAUGUUCCCCCCUGUGUUCUCUAACUUACACUAAAAGGACUCAUCAAAUCAUCUUGUUCAGAUGGCUCAGGAUUGUAUUUCUUUUGCUUACCCUGUGCUCUUGGGUUCUAUAGUAUUUCUAUAAUUAUGUAACAAGAAUAGUGUUGCACUGUAAUCUAUUAUAUAGAGCUAUAUGUAUGGAAAAUUUUGAUCAGUUUUUUAAGCAAUGUAUCCUGUUUGCAAAGGCACAAUAAAGUUGCAUAUUAUAGACAAUAGGCAAUAAAGCUAAAAAUAAACCUUAUUUAACACAAACCAUA
This is a messenger RNA of Myotis daubentonii (Daubenton's bat), 5354 nucleotides long. RefSeq names its product required for meiotic nuclear division 5 homolog A (gene RMND5A). Gene Ontology annotation, cellular component: GID complex; cytoplasm; nucleus. The record is from RefSeq and is a predicted model, not a curated record. Gene Ontology annotation, biological process: proteasome-mediated ubiquitin-dependent protein catabolic process. Gene Ontology annotation, molecular function: protein binding; ubiquitin protein ligase activity. Lineage: Eukaryota; Metazoa; Chordata; Mammalia; Chiroptera; Vespertilionidae.